This is a messenger RNA of Aricia agestis (brown argus), 1694 nucleotides long. It is a transcript of the gene NPFR, whose product is annotated as neuropeptide F receptor. The coding region runs from base 152 to 1285 and encodes 377 amino acids. Gene Ontology annotation, biological process: G protein-coupled receptor signaling pathway. Gene Ontology annotation, molecular function: neuropeptide Y receptor activity. The record is from RefSeq and is a predicted model, not a curated record. Gene Ontology annotation, cellular component: membrane. Lineage: Eukaryota; Metazoa; Arthropoda; Insecta; Lepidoptera; Lycaenidae. The transcript is spliced from 4 exons.
AAAAUCGCUUUAUUUUCGAAUGUAAAGUGUAAGUGUGUGCAGUGUGUCCAAGAUAGGUGAAACCGAGGUCGAUGAUGAUGAGGGAUGUGGAGGGACCAAUCUAAACUGGACGUUAUGUUACUUCUAUGUGAAGAGGAUUUUAACCAUCCUAAUGCCUUUUUAUGAUGACAUGAAGGAGGAUCCCAGGAUGAAUCUAACCCUGAACACCUCGGCGAAAUGGGUGAUAGAGGCCUCCCGGGGUAUACAGAACCCGAACACGUUGCUCGAGAAGUUCUCCACCAAUCGGAAGGUCGACGACCCGACGAGAUCAGUGCUGCUGACGUUCUAUGGAAUCCUGGUAGUUAUCGGCGCGGUGGGAAAUGCUCUGGUUGUUAUAUCUGUAGUCCGAAAACCAGUGAUGCGCACCGCUCGCAACAUGUUCAUUGUGAACCUAGCAGUGUCCGACGCUCUCGUCUGCUGCGUGGGCACUCCUCUCACCCUCAUGGAGCUCCUGACGAAGCACUGGCCUCUGCCGGACUGGCCCAGUCUGUGCAAAGCCUGCGGCGCCAUCCAAGCCAUAUCGAUCUUCGUGUCAACGAUAUCGAUUACGGCGAUUGCUUUGGAUAGGUAUCAGCUGAUCGUGUACCCCACGCGGCCAGGUCUGCAGACGAUGGGGACCCUGGUCACCAUGUUCUUCAUAUGGGUCACCGCCUUCUGCCUGGCCUCACCCCUGUACAUAUACCGAAGCCUGAAGACCCAUAAGCUUGGACUACUAGGCAUGGACUCUAUCAGCUUCUGCAUCGAAGACUGGCCCAUAGAAAACGGAAGGGCAGUAUACUCUCUAUUUAGUCUAAUAUUCCAAUAUCUCCUACCAGUUCUGGUGGUGGUCAUGGCCCACCUCCAGAUCCACAGAAGAUUACGAGGCAGAAGACGAACGACGAGAAAAACACCAGCCAUCCUAAUAGCCAUAGCAGUAACUUACGUCAUAAGCUGGCUGCCCUUAAACGUUUUCAACAUAGUAGCAGAUAUAAACGCCAAUCUCAUUCUGGAUGAGAAGAAGAUCGUUAUAACCUACGCUGUAUGCCACAUGUUCGGGAUGUCCAGCGCGGUUUCCAAUCCUCUACUCUAUGGAUGGCUGAAUGAUAACUUCAGGAAGGAGUUUGAGGAGAUACUGUGCUGUUGUCGAAAAAAGGGACAGAUGAAGAACGUGCGAAAGAGUAGGAAGAUGGAGACGGAGCUGACAGCACUCCAGGAGCACACCGUCACAGCGAACACGAAAACGUCACAAUGUUCGCAGAUUUUCUGACUAAAGCCGUGUUUCAAAUAGCGUAAUGUAUUUGAAGUAAAAGACUUUUAAGGUGUUUAAUGUUCCUUGUGUGAUCCAAACCUUGAGAUACUCCCAGUUGACUGCCUUCUGGUUUGGAUUUGCUUUCGAUUUUCCGGGAAAUCGAAUGCCUUUAGGCUGAUUUUAUUGUCACGCUGACCGAGCGUUCGACGCUGAUGGCCCGAGGUUUAGAAGUUAUUAGGAAGCGCCUAACGCGUUUUGCUAUUUCCUACAUUUUGCUGUCAGCGCCGACGGUCAGCGUGUCUAAAAUCAGCAAAUCUGUGUUUGUAUAUACCUCUAGAUCUUGGGGCAUACGUUUUUCUGAGCCCAAAACGUAUUCCCCCGUAGUAUGUAAGCUGAAUGUAAAUUUCUGAAUAAAAUCUUGUUCUUG